GUUAUUUUUCAGUUGAGCAAAAAGAGCAGAGGUAGUAGAUUUGUUAGAUUUGGUGGCUUAUUGAUGUAUUGUUGUGGAAUUUAUAUUACGGUCCUUAUUGUUAUCUGUUGUUAGCUAAUAUUUAUUAACUAACUUUUCCUCAAGAAACGCGAAAUUACCGCUUCAAUUGCGAAAAUUCAUCAGUUAAAUAUAAAGCAUAAAGCAAUAUUUUUAAGUAAUUAUAAUAAUAUAUAAAAAGGUGUUUUGUUUGUUUGCAAAGUGCAGUGUGUAAAUAAUUAGAAAAAUUUACAAGUAUAUAUACAUAUACACACAAAUAUUUAACGUGCCUAACUACUUGUCGAUGAAUUGGUAUGGUUGAUGCGGAUUCAUUGUAAAAAGUGUCAGUGGCAGUGGCAGUUGCAUAAAUAAGUUGUUUGGUUGGUUGCGCAGAGUACGUAAAAGUGUAGUUGUGUGAUUUUGUGCUCCCAAAUAUACAUAUAUUAUGUGUUCUUAAUCUACGUGGUUUGGAGUUUAUAUUCUGGGCAAAAUAUUAUAAAAAUUAUAUGGGAAAAUCUACCGUGUGAAAUUAAUUAAUUUUCAAAAAUUUACAUAAAUUUUCAAAGAACUGUGUCGCCUUUUCCAAUACUUAAGAAAAAACAAAACAAGGCAACAAAAUUCAAUUCGUUUUUGUUUACAACUCUUCAUUACAUUCCGAAAUUACGGAUCCCCAAGGGACGUCCGUCUCUAAUCCACCAUCGGAUACAGAGCGAUUUGCGUCAUCAGACAGUGAAGCUGAAUUUGCAACAGCAACAGCAACAGCCACGGGGAUCAAAACGGCAACUGCGGAACCAUAUAUAAUACAACAAAUACGCAGGGAAAAGCAACAACAAAACAACAGCAUUCAUUCCCAAAUUAGUUCCUCUAAGCAGUUACAUUCAUUACAAAUUGCGGAAAUGGCAGCUGUGGUUCGCAAGAAACAGGAUGACAAGUAUCUGCAGGUAUUGAGAGAACUAGUGACCAACGGUGGUGGUAAUAAGCAAUGUUUCGAUUGUGGCCAGAAGGGUCCCACGUACGUCAACAUGACAAUUGGAUCUUUCGUUUGUACCAGGUGUUCAGGAGUUCUUCGCGGUCUCACCCCACCACAUCGAGUGAAAUCAAUUUCUAUGGCUACAUUCACACAAGACGAUGUCGAUUUUCUGAAAAGUCAUGGAAAUGAUGAGUGCGCUAAAACUUGGCUGGGUCUUUGGGAUCCCAAGCGAGCCGUGCAUCAAGAUCAGCGGGAAUUGAUGAUUGACAAAUAUGAGCGAAAACGUUACUAUUUGGAGCCAGCUAGUCCACUUAAAUCUUUGACGAAUGCCGUUUCACUUAAAAGCGGUUCGGUGACAGCACCGGCGGCAGGGGCAGGAGUGGAAGUGGCGACAACAUCUGGAGUAAGGGCGACAAUAGCUACAGGUAACUCCUCAGCUGCAACAACAUCAAACGGCAGUAGCACUUACAAGAGUAACGGUGAUGGGCAAAUAGAUUUUGUGCAUGUGAGCAAUGGAUUUGGUAACAUUGGGCACAAUACUAAAAACCAAUACAAAAAUGGAGAGCGAAGCUUCCAUCUCACGCCGCCCAGUACACAGCGUACCACCAUGAAUGGUUUGCAUAAAUCCGUCACUACGACAACGGUGUCCGCACCAAAUAGCUCGGGCAAGUCAACGUCCGCCAUAAGUCGGCCUCAACAACAUCAACAAAACGGCUAUAGCCAUUUGCAAGAUGCGUUUAUGCCGAAAACCAAUAAUAUAAAUAACAAUGGCGGCAACAAAAAUAAUGAGCUCAAUGUCUUGCAUAUGACAUCCAGCCGAAUGUCGGACAGUAGCAGUUCGACAAGUGUGAACGGUUUCGGGGCGGACGCAGACUUUGUUGCCGAUUUUGGUUCGGCGAAUAUUUUCGAUGCCACAACGACAGCGGUCCGUAACAAAAUAAGUUCGCCUCCAAUAUUGAAUGGAGGUGGCAAUGCGAUAUCGAGUAACGGUUAUGCUAGAAUACAACCUUUGAAGAAGCAGCAACAACAAUACCAACUAUUAAAUGGUCAUGGUCAGACGAAUGGCAAUAGCUCUCACAGCGAUACAAUCGACAAUGGCACAUCCGAGAAUUUUGCCGACUUCGAACAUGCGCCCAUUUUCAAUGCGGCUGCCAAUUAUAGUUUUAUAAGAAAAACUGUGAUAAAACGUUGCGCCGGUGGCCAGCAAAAAGACACCAAAGACAGUAAACAAAAUUCUGUGUCAAGUGCGGAAAGUUCGAAAGUUCCCACCGAUAUUGGAUCUAGACCACAGUCUGGUGCAGCAGCUGAGUAUGUUUUAGAUAAAAAUUUGUAUGCCGACAUCAGACAAGCCACAACACAUUCUGAUGCAGCGGAGAGUGACAACAAUGGCAAUCUUCAAUCGAACACAGCAGUUGAGCAAAAUGUCAGUGAUACUCCCAUUAAACCGGCUAAAAUUGUUAACAGUGUCGAAACGCCACCAACACAAGCGCUUGGUUCAACAAUGCAAAAUGCUGUCAGUGAACUGACAUCUCAACUGAUAAACUCACAGUCCUGUCCACCGGACCAAUGCCCGGUACAACAAGCUGAUUAUUGUGGUUAUUGUGCACCGAACAAUUGUGUGCCUCCAUCACCUAAUAUGUGUAAUCAACAAGCUCUCAGUCAACAGCCGAAUCAAGAUCAGAGCAAUUUCUGCGCUAACAAUAUGCCGCAAAUGGAUUGGUGUCAGUUUGCAAAUAACCCACCCUUUUGGCCCUCAAAUAACCCAAAUAUGCUAGGCAGUACAGCUACAGCACCAGAUGUUGCGGCCGCGCCAAAAUCCCUCAAUGCUGAGCCACAACAAUGCCCACCCAUAUUUUGCGCCCAACCACAGUUUUAUGGCCCGACAGGCUUCGCCACGUCCUGCUCUCCAGAUAACUGUACGUCUCCCAUGAAUCGGCAACCACCCCAAGUGGACGCAACUAUCGCUGGUCUCAGUUAUGCCGCAUUACCGCAACAAACCAUUAUCAAUACAGCUCAGAAUCGACCACAAAAUGGAUGUGAGACCAAUGCUGAAGCAUGUCUGGAACCAACACCAUCGUACAGUACGUUAUAUAAUCGAUCUUACUGUCAGCCAAAUUUGUCUGCAUAUUCAAAUCCAUUUAUACAACAAACACAAAUGCAACCGGCUCCAAUGCCAGUUCCACCUGAAUGUUUCAAUCCGUUUCAUCCAAAUUGCAUUUCAGGAAGUUGUACGAAGGGUUGUAUGCCAAGUAAUUCAAUACCAGUGGGGGAUCCAAUAAUAGAUCCAUCCUGCAAUUUGCACUCACCUUAUAGUAAUUGCUUCUGUAGCAAUUGGUGUCUACCGAUACCCAAUAACAAUAACAACUUUCGAACGAUGAACAAUCAGCAUAAUAAUAGCCACAACAGCAAUAACAAUAAUACACUAAGCUCAACACCCAGCGAGGAUAGGUAUGCGGCACUCAAAGAUCUGGACGAGCAAUUGCGAGAAAGCAAAGCAGCGGCCACAGUUGUGAAUGCCUACAGUGUGGACGCAUUUGGAAACAAUGGCAUUAGUAAUGGCGUUAAUCCCUUCAAGCAUCAGCAGGCAAAUCCGUUCCAGGCUGUCACUCACGGUACGUCGCCAACAGCAACACAAAACUAUUUUGGUCAAAUGACAGUGAUAUCGAACGGCAAUGGCAUACCGUCACAUGCACCAAGCGCCGCAGCACAGUUCUACAAUUAUACUAACGGCUUUGGUAAUGCAGCAACUUCAGCCGGCACAGCGACUGCUAUAUUUCCGCACACUGUAAUGGCGGCUGGGCCCAGCGGUUGUGGAUUCGGUCUAGGAGCACUACAGCCAACGGCGAUUGCGGCCACUGGCGCCGGCGGCGGCGCAGCGUUCAACAACCCAUUUACAGCAAGCGGCGCAAUGAGCACCAAUAAUCCCUUCUUAUGAGAUACUUGCGGUAAUCGCUAUGAGUUGGAGCCAAAGCGUAAUUACUAAGCGCAUCCUUACUCAAUUUAUAUAUAAAUGCCUAUAUAUUUAAAUGGAAUUAUGUUGGCUUAGCGUGGGGUCCUGCAAACGCGAAUCACAUACUUGAUUUCCAGGAAGAAUAUUAGUUUAAUGCUGAGAUCAAAGUUGAUCAUGUUCUUUAAACCAAAUUAAUUGUUUCCAAAUAUAUGUAAAUUGAGACCGUGCGUAAGAAAUUUAUAUAUGUAUAUAUAUAACAGAUGUAUAUAUACAUAUAUAUACGAAAAGAAAUUAAUAACGAUACUUUUUAUGACAACCAACCAAAAAGAUCUAGAAAUGAUUUGCCUGAAUUGCUCUCGAUUUAACUUGCUCAGCAGGAGUUUAAGAAACUCCAACAAUAAAUUUUAAAUAGAGGAAAUAAUAAAAAUAUUAAAACAUAAAUAAAUACUACGUAAAAUAGUCCAUUUGAUGCGAAAUAAAAUAUUUAGUAGGCGAAAGCUCUUUUACAUUUACAUCUAAUAAUAUGUAUGCAUAAUCUGAUACUUAAUGUGCAUAACUUCGUCUACAUAUAUAAUUAGAAAACCGAAACAAACACUUAUACAUACCUAAUAAAGAGUUGAAAGUUUAGGUAUUUGAGCCCCUUUAGUUUUGUCGUACACGAGAAAAAAGUUCUGCUGGCCAAUGAAAUGAACAAAUUCAUAGAGUGUUACGUACCUACAACAAAAAUGCUCUAGUAACUGUAUAGAACAAAAUGAAACGGAAAUGCUUUAAGAUCAAACUAACUAAAAACUAAAUAUAUUUAGGUUUAACAGCGACCGAGUAAAAUGUAAAUUUCAAAUAUAAAAAGUAAAAUAAAAA
Bactrocera tryoni is the source of this 4814-nucleotide messenger RNA. RefSeq names its product probable serine/threonine-protein kinase DDB_G0282963 (gene drongo). The transcript is spliced from 6 exons. Gene Ontology annotation, molecular function: GTPase activator activity. Bases 933 to 3941 code for a protein of 1002 amino acids. Lineage: Eukaryota; Metazoa; Arthropoda; Insecta; Diptera; Tephritidae. The record is from RefSeq and is a predicted model, not a curated record.